AUGGCAACGCAAAAGUUACUUGUGCUAAUCUCCGGACUUGCUAUUCUGCUUCUUGGUGUUCCUGCUCAAGUGUCUGCCCCCCCUAUUGACUCUCUCCGGCUACGCUCUGCGGCAAAUCAUGAAAAUGGCGGUCCUCAGUGCAAGUUUGAAACCACUUCAACCAUGCAAGAGCAGUGCACUUUUGUCUGCGAGGAGGUGUGGAAUGAAGAGGCUACUAGGCUUUUUCUUCCAUGCAGCAACCCAAUGCGUUGCUUCACCGAGUUUUGGGAGAGCAACCGCCUGGGAGACAAGCCUCAAGUAGAAGUAUCCAUAUACACAAAACUCCAGGACGAAUGUUCUUUCGGCUCCCGCCCCAGCUUUGCCCCUCUAGAGCAAUACGACGGAUUCCAAGAGUAUGCACUCGACGAACUGCUUUCAAGCUCAGUUUUCGGUGGCGAAACGCUUUGCAAGGACAAAGAGCUGCGCGUUGUGGAUUUCCUCACCGGCCACCCAACUGCGUAUGUCGGAGACGACAACUGCAUGCUGUACUCUCAAGGCGUCGAGGUAGCUGCGGCUUGCGAAAGAGACAAGGAGACAAACAACAGGCUUUUCUGCGAAUUGGAGUUCCAGGAUCUGCCAGAGGAGCCUGCCCUUUCUGACUUGUGCUCUUCGCCUCCAUCCGAUGACUAUCUGUAUAGUUUUUUCUAUUCUUGCGUUCCACCGAGCCCGCUCCCUGCAUGCGAGGCGAAGAGAACAACUUCGUGGAACUACUCGGAAAACUCCUGCGAGUGCCCUAGUGGCACUGUACCUUGUACUGUACAAGAGGCGAAAGCCAAGGAGUCGUGGAAAGAUGGCCUCAGGCCCAAGGCACAAGUCUACAUGAAAGAUUCAAUUCGUUACCUCGCUUAUGGGGAUAUAUACCAGGCCUUCGACCUUUCUACAAAUCCAUGUGAAUAUAAGUUUGUUCGGGCUCUUUGCAGAAGUACCGCACCGAUGACGACAACUACAACAACUACAACAGCCCCUGAGGAGUUUUUGGGAAAUAUGGGGCCCAACUGUUACAGGGGUAACGACCAGCCGUUUUGUAGGCUGCCUUGCGUCACUCUUUGGAGGUUAUUCUACUCGAGAUUCUCGGCAUUAAAUUCCUACGAACAGUUCGCAAGUUUUUGGCGGAGCUACGACUUCACCAAACUUCCGUCUCUUGAUUCAUCAGCGACUGCACGGGCUCAGGCGUGCAUUUUCGAAAAAAGAUGGGAAUAUGAGGACAAAUCUCAGUUUGAGUUUUCCGAAAUAUUGAAAAGCACUGACGGAGCCGAACUGGAAAUUGAACAUAGCUGCGCACCGUACGAGCGGUGGACACUGGUGAAAGUUGUCGGCGGGCAUGAGGAAACACUCAACUACGGCAAGAAGAUUAGUGGCUGCCCUAUAACUGACAUCACGCAAAGUGUCAAGAGUUUGCUGCCUGAUUCUAUAUUCAACGGGCAAAUAUACAGCGAGAAAAUAUCGCUAGCUGGAAUUACAAAUGCCCUGCGCAACUGCCCUGAAGACAAAGUAGCAUACUACAUAGCUUGGAAUUGUGCUCCGAACCUUUCUAUUUCGUCGGACUCCCUCUCGAUGAUCUGCAACAUAUACAGGACAACAGGAGAGAAGGAUGCGGGGGGUGACGCGUGUGCGUGCCCGAACAGCGCCAGACCUUGUCCGGCGAACGCUGCAGCUGUGAGUCAGGGCUGGAUUCAGAAUGCUCCGAAAGGCACAACUGUCAGCCUAGGCGGCUUCCUUGUUUACAAGAGUCAGGGUUCCGGGACAGGGUCUUUGGUUAUAAUGGAUGACUUGAACCCGGUGUGCGAGAAGUCGUCGACUACGCAUGUGCUGUGUCAAGAUGCUGUCGAGGACUCCCUAACUAACAAGUUGCCGGUUAGACGGCCGUUGUGUCAAAGGGCAUUUUCGACGAUUGGGGGAGCUACAGAAUCGGAUGAUUGGGCGUGCAGAGAAGCUUGCACAAAAAAGAGCGCCGGAGACUGUUCCUCAGUCAUCAACCCUUGGCUGUGUGUUGCUAACGCGAUCCAAGAUUGCUACAUCCCGAAUAGCAACUCGGUCGCAUGCUUUAUUCAGUCACCAGGCCCUGAAGAUCCACACACUGGCAGCUGCACUUGCACGGGCUCCGCAUUGGGGCCCUGCACACCAGCGGAGGCUCAAGCCACUGCAUAUGCGUGGAAGUCUACUUUGUCACAGUACUGGGGAGGUGAAGGCGGAGUCAUCAUUGCAAAGUACAACCGUGCUCUCUGGAUGUCGACACCGCCGUCCUGGCACUAUGAAGCUGGGCCGCAGAAUGGCAAAUGCGGAGAUAAUACGUGGAUCAAAGGAGUUUUUUGCUUAGGUUCGGACGCGAGAAUGACAUCCCAACGAAGUGGCACCUUGGCACCGGACUGCAGUACGGCCACAUCGAAAGAUUCCACUAAAGCCAACACCUUUCAGUGCACUUACGUCUGCGGCCAUAUUGAGUGGAAGUGCCGCACCCAUAUGGCGGACAACCCAACAUUGUACAAGGAUCUCAUGCACUGUUAUCGAAAGCUGAGGCUUGGCACCAUCCUGGAGUACUGCGAUGUCCAGACAACUUCUCAAACACCGACGCCUGGAGCGGCCAACAUGGCUGUGUCCUGGAUGCUGGCCAGCGGCAAUGAAAGCACUGUUCAGUUUUCGAAGCCAAUAUAUCCGCAACCGAUCAUCUUUACAGGGGCACCUCACUCCGUAGCCGGCAUACCUCGGCUGCUGAUCUCGCAGGUGACAAACGACAGCUUUAGAGUACAGGCAUUCGGGGCUUCGUGCAGAGAGCCGGCUUCUCAAGCUUCGGCCGAGCUCAAAGUUGUUGCCAGCUACUUAGCUAUACCCCCAGGCCAGUACCUUGCAAAACAUUCUCCUGUUCGACUGAUUGUUGGCACCACUGAUUUGACUGCUACUGGGGAUUUCCUUCUUCGUACCCCGUUUGUUGUAAACGAUUUUGCAAAGGCAGUUGUUCUUUUGGAGGUACAGUCCGCUGUGGGGCAAUCACCGAGCACGAUUGCAGCUUCAGCUGCAUUUCGCAUAAUCGAGCAGAAGAGUAAUUCCCUCAAAAUUCGGCUUGCGUGCCUGGAGCCUUUCACCUCGAUAACCGUGGGCUACUUGAUUGCUAAUCUAUCCGAUGAGAGUUCUUCAACAACCAGCCCGCUCGCUGCGUCGCUAGGAGGGCGCUCUUUGGCUAUUUUUAACACGAGGGAAGUCGACAGGGAGGAUAUCAAGUUUCCCCAAAACCUGCCCACCUUCUUUUUUCCCCAUAUAUUUCCUCAAAUCGCCGGAGAGGGGCCGGGCAACGACGAAUUCUAUUCUGUGCAGUGGCGUUCGAGGGAAGACAGCUUAGGAUGGGUCCCUUCAGUCUGGGUGUCAACUUGCUCUUUGGCGGAUGACAUUCUCAGGAGCUUGUCAAGCAGUGAAGUACAUUUUACGGCCCUGUACUUCUCCGCUGGUUGCGCAGAUGAACAAAUCGUCCUUCUCAAGCAGAAUAUGCACAGUCACAGCUCUUUUGUGCUCGCAACUGUGCUCUGGAAUAUACCUUUUAUAUUGUUGGUCCUCAACAACUCCCUUACAGCGAUAAAACUUCAUCUGGGACUGAUUCGGCAAACUCGGAUUCUGGGGAAGUGUCGUGUUUUCGAUAUGCGCAAUUACCCUACAUAUUUGGCCUGGGACUCCGCCUCGUUCACAUGCAGAUGUCCAGGGCUCGCGAUGCCCUGCAGCACAGAAGAUGCAGCCCAUGACUUGACAUGGCUGAAGGAGUUGCAGGGAGAAGGGGGACUCUGUGAAACUUCCCAAGAACCAAUUAAGCCCGUCACGCAGAUGUUCCGUCAACUUUCCGUAAAUGCAUGCUCCAUCACUGUCAUUCAUAGUGCUUUCCUACACUGGCGCCAACGAGCCUUUCCAGCUUACCCAGAUCUUCCUGGAGCAGGCACUGGAGAACAGGCGUACAGUGGCACAUAUCUGUGUCAGCACGUUACUCCUUAUGUUCUUUGCCCAGCGGUUGAGGAACAGGCGCCGGAAGUUGUUCACCAUGUACCCCCUUCUUGCUUUCCAGGAGAGUGGGAAGAGUGGUCUGCUUGCAGCGCAACUUGCUUAGGCUCUCACAACUUUCCACGGCGGUACAGGAAACGCACUGCAAUAGCUGCGGAAGUCAUUGACACAGAUCCUGACUGCAUUUUGGAGGAGACGGAGGGCUGUGGAGAUUCUCUCCAGCUGUGCGUAGGCUACUGCUGGACAGCCGACUGGACCGAGUGGAGUGACUGCUCCUCUUUCUUACGUCACGACGAGGUGGUCACUGCCAAGAGGCGGUAUAAACCGAUUUUCGCAGGCGCAGAAUACUGCAGAGAAGAUGACAUAUACGAGUUUCAGCCCUGCAGAAAAGGGCCGCAAUGGAAGGUCCCUGGAACGCAACAGCAACAGGAAGAGGAGAAAGACUCGGAAGAAGAUUCAGCACCAACGGCUGAAUUUGCUGAAUUGGACUCGUUCGCUUCAAACACUACAGCUGCCACAAUAGUGUCAAACUGGUCAGGAUGUGAUGUUCCAUGCAUACUUUCAGAAGGCCAUACUGCGCUGCGGAGGAGGCUUGCCCGGAACAGCGAAAAGGGAGCAUUUUUAGCCAUUACAAGCGGAACUAGUCCCACAAGAUCUUGUUCCAGCGCGGACGGUCUUCAGAAUUGUAGAGAGUUUGACCUUGACUGCUCCGAAGUAGUAUCAAUUUAUGAGGACUCCGCUUCGCGGAAGGCGUGCAUCGAUAGCGCCUGUGUCAGUGUCAUCUUCAAAGAUGUGGCGCGAGGAGCUGCUUCGACUUGCUUCAAACUUGUUGCUCUGUUCGCAGCUCCACCCGCGACUUGCAGGCCAACCCUGACGAAACUGGUCAACCAAGAUGCCGUUCUCAGUUUCCUACAAGAGACUUCUAAUGAGGAAACCCCAACACAGUCUCCCGCUGAGGGGGCCUUUGUUGCUCCCAGCUGCGCUUGUUUGGAACAUGGCAUGGUGCCUUGCACAGCAGACGAUAUCGUGGAAGACUGGAAAGGCAUUAGGGGAAUACUGUUAGCCUCCGACGGGUUAUGUUCAACAGAAGCAGCGCACACACCGCUCUGGGCUAAUGAUGAAAGCGGCAAGUUGCCAGAUUCUAGUGUGUACUUCGCGUACGCUGGCAUGGGCAGAAUUCAUUGCCCCCUGCGAGGAUACAAGAAAGACUCGACUGGCAUUGAAGAGUACUUCACGUUCACUGAGUUCCCGAGUCCCAGUGCCCUUAAUGACUACUGCAAAAGCGGCCUAAGCCACUGGAAGGAUGCGAAUAGCUCGCUCGUGUCGGUUCCUGAUUGCUCGAGAGCUAUUGCCAAAACGCCCUCUGGGGUGAGUCCGUCUGAGGAAGAAACUGCAAAAUGCAAGGAGUGGUGCACGAACCUGAUGAAUACUUGCAAUGCGGACAAGCGAGGGGAAUCUUACCGAGAAUGUUUUAUUGAGCCGUUUCGAAGUGGAGAAUUCGCUGAAAAAUGCACAUUCGCGCCAAGCACCACCGGUGGAAAAGGUGUAAUUUUCUGCAAAGAAAAAGAGGCAGAUUUGCUCCUCACGGAGUGGAGCGAAUGGUCAAGCUGUUCACUGAGCUGUCUUUUAAGUGCUUCGGAAAUCGGCUCUUCUGUGCGAAUAAGGACCCGCGAAGUUAUGGAAGAAGGCAGCAAGGUCCCUAGGGGUGGAGAGUUUACGCCCUUUACAACUGUGGAGACGGGCAUUUGUGCGAAUAUACCGCUUUGUGAUCCCAGCACAGGAGGCACCAGCCCGGAAUUUGUGGCGUUCACGACAAAAGCGCCACCAAUAAUUGAAAUUCUCACUUCGGAAACAUCUUCCACGACACCCCUACCAACUUACCCAGACAAAAUCCCCCUGGACAUGACCCCUCAGCAGUGUGUAAUCCUGUCUGUGGAGGCAUCGAGCGACGCUAGCGCGUAUGACGAGUCGAUAGACUCGUGUUCCUGCCCUCUUGGCUAUCGCCCUUGCUACCAAAACGAGGCUGCAAUGUCUCGGCAAAACUGGGUAGAUACUGCUUACGUGCUCUGCGCCGCGAAGUCUGGCCUUGUGAUCGGCAUGAGGCACUUCCGUGAAUUCAGCUGCGUCCACCGAGGCUUCAUCAGCACCACGACAAUCAACACGCUUUCUUCCAUUGAAGAAAAGGAAGCUUACUGCGCCAGCGAAAAGUACAUGUUUUGUGCAGCCGAGGGAGAUGAAACGGAUGCCGAGAACGGCACGUUGUUCAUAAUAGGAUCCCUUUGUUUAGGCGCCCUAGCGGGCGUGGCUGUUGCGUACUUGUCGCUGCAGUACAGCAUAGAUCUGCAGAAGCUAAUGGGGCUGAGAGGCAGAUACGCCACAAUUAGUCUCGAGCUGCAGCAGCUCAAGGAACAGAAAGCAAUGGAGGAGCGCACGCCACUUGUGAGACAGCAGUCUGCCGGGGCACCCACUAGCCCUUCCGAAGGCCGCUUGGCCGGCAGUGAAGCUUCGCGAGAAGCUUCGCGAGAGGCUUCGCGAGAAGCUUCGCGAGAAGCUUCGCAAGAAGUUCUGCAAGAAGCCUCACAAGAAGCUUUGCAAGAAGCUUCGCAAGACGUUGACAGGGAAGCGCCGGUAGAAGGCUGGUAG
Molecule: messenger RNA, 6660 nt
Organism: Eimeria necatrix
Lineage: Eukaryota; Apicomplexa; Conoidasida; Eucoccidiorida; Eimeriidae
Product: thrombospondin type 1 domain-containing protein, putative
Exons: 38
Coding region: 1-6660 (2219 amino acids)
Source: RefSeq, a predicted model, not a curated record